Loa loa (African eye worm) is the source of this 558-nucleotide messenger RNA. RefSeq lists its product as hypothetical. Lineage: Eukaryota; Metazoa; Nematoda; Chromadorea; Rhabditida; Onchocercidae. The record is from RefSeq and is a predicted model, not a curated record. The transcript is spliced from 2 exons. Bases 133 to 558 code for a protein of 141 amino acids.
AGGAAAGAAAAGAGAAAAAACACGAAGAAAAAGAAGAGAUUAUCUCGUUAUCGGGUGAAAAAAUAUUACUGAGAAGGAUGAGAAGGAAAGGAAAAAGCGAAAAAAAGGAAAAAGAAACGUUCAGAUGAGCCAAUGAAUGAUGAUCUCGAUAUAGAUAAAAUGGGUCGAUAUUGGUCGGAAACGAAAAAGAAACGUCGACCAUUCAGGCAAAAAGAUUCCGGAACUGAAAACAAUAACGAGGAUAGCAUUGGAUUAGGAGAACAAGCAAUGAAUCUUUCAUCACCUAGAGGUGAAUCGCCAUCGCAACCAUCUUCGCCGGCACACAUAGAUACUAAAACAGCGCUACGUGCACCGUCAAUGGAAUCAAUGCUGCCAGACGAUGAUGAUGUGGACGAUAUAAAGCCACCGGUCAAUUAUAAAGCAAUGUUUGAGGGUGCAUCAGAACCGAAGUAUACCGAUAUGGAGUUGUUUGUAGAAUUACGAUACUGGAUUGUGCUUGCUUUAUUUAUAUUUUUACUCAUUAUUUAUCGUAGUUUUUUGUCCUCCGCUCCAAUGUGA